UCAUGGCUGACGUCUGCCUCUUCCCCCUCGCUAUGGUUUCCAUGUAGGUCAAAUACGCUAUUGGGUGUUGGACUUGCCAACCUUGUACAUACUGCGAUCAGUGCGAUGGAUAUGUAUGACAAAUUGCAGAGAGCUGUGGAGUUUUACCUAGAUCCUAUACAUUUCCCGUACAUUCUAGCCGUCGUUGUUCUUGUGUAUAUUGCUCUCAAGGUAACGCAACUGGUUGUCAGAAGAUACGAGGGUGCACGCGCUCUUGAGUGCUUUCCCGGACCACCUGGUCACUGGUUAUUUGGGCACGUUCGUGAGUUUAAACAAGAUGGAACAGAUAUGGACAAAAUCGUGAAAUGGGGAGAGGCAUAUCCAUUCGCAUUUCCUCUGUGGUUUGGGCCAGUUAUUGCCUUCCUCAAUAUCCAUCAUCCAUCCUAUGCAAAAACGAUAUUAGCCUCAACAGAGCCUAAAGAUGAUAUCGCCUACAGGUUUCUUAUCCCAUGGAUAGGUGAAGGCUUGUUGGUGUCUCAUUCAAACAAGUGGUUCAGGCACAGAAGACUACUCACCCCUGGUUUUCAUUAUGAUGUGCUAAAGCCUUACGUGAAAUUGAUUGCAGAUUCAACUAAAGUUAUGCUGGAUAAAUGGGAAGCCCAUGCCAAAGCAAACGAGUCAUUUGAGCUUUUUCAGCAUGUGAGCCUAAUGACACUGGACAGCAUUAUGAAGUGCGCCUUCAGCUGCAACAGUAACUGCCAGACAGAAAGUGGGACUAAUGCAUACAUAAAAGCUGUGUAUGAGCUGUGUGACCUGGUGAACCUUCGCUUCCGGGUCUAUCCCUACCACAGUGAUAUUAUAUUCCACCUCAGUCCACAUGGGUACAGAUUCAGGAAGGCAUGCAAAAUUGCACAUGACCAUACAGAGGAAGUCAUCAGAAGGAGAAAAGAAAUAUUGAAGCAUGAGGAGGAAGAAGAAAAAGUACAAACAAAGAGACACAUGGACUUCUUAGACAUCCUCUUAUGUGCAAGGGAUGAGAAUCAGGAGGGCCUUUCGGACGAGGACAUCCGAGCCGAGGUUGACACGUUCAUGUUUGAGGGCCACGACACCACGGCCAGUGGCAUCUCCUGGACCCUCUACAGCCUGGCCAGCAACCCAGAGCACCAGCAGCUGUGCAGGGAGGAGAUCAGCCAGGUGCUGCAGGGGAAGGACACCGUGGACUGGGAGGACCUGCACAAAAUCCCGUACACUACCAUGUGCAUCAAAGAGUCUCUUCGUCUGUACCCGCCUGUACCUGGCAUGGCCAGGAAACUGACCAAGCCUAUGACCUUCUUCGAUGGCAGGACUGUACCAGCAGGUUUUCUGGUUGGAACCACUGUUUUUGGUCUGCAUAGGAAUGCGACAGUCUGGGAGAACCCCCAUGUGUUUGACCCGCUGAGGUUUCUGCCAGAGAACUGUGCCAAAAGGUCUCCGCACGCAUUUGUGCCCUUCUCUGCUGGCCCCAGGAACUGCAUUGGCCAGAACUUUGCCAUGAAUGAGAUGAAGGUGGCAGUCUGUCUGACCCUGAGAAAGUACGAGCUCAUGGCCGACCCAGACAACAAGCCCAAGAUGUUGCCGCGCCUGGUGCUGCGCUCCCUCAACGGCAUUUACCUGAAGGUCAAACACCUGGAGCUGGAGCCCUGAGCCAUGCUUUGCUAUCCAUGAGGGUAGAUACAGUACACAGACUCGGUAUCCAACACAUGGAUUCAUUAGCCAGUGAACCUAAACUGGGAGUGCACUUGAGUGCAAACAUCCGCCAAGGCCAAUAGUCCACUCUUGUCAUAAAAUCUCGGAAGUGCAAGAAAAUCUUUAUCCACAUCUGCUGUUUUAAUAGGCCCAUGCUACACACUCUUUCACCAGUUUCAUGAAAUCAACCUUGUAGUUUUUGUAUAAUUCCAUUGACCGAAAUAAACGGUGGAGAUAAAAAAUAUGGAUGUUUUACAAAGCCCUGUUUGAAAGCAGAAUUAAUAUAUCUUUAUUAAGGGAAUUCAAUAGCAAGCUCAGUGUAUAAUAUGUGUAUACAGUACUAACAAAGCAAUCAUUUAUAUUGUUGAAAAUGGAAAAUUGUUUGUAUUUCUAUGGAAUUCAAAGUCUGUAAAUUGAUUUGAAAAGAUUGUGAAAAGUUCUGCUUUUAGGCAUGUUGCAUUUUACUGCUUUGGAAUAGUCCUGCCAGUUAUGUUUAAUUUGAUGUUUGAAUAACACUCAUUCUUCCACUCA
Messenger RNA from Alosa alosa (allis shad), 2235 nucleotides. RefSeq names its product cytochrome P450 4B1. Gene Ontology annotation, molecular function: oxidoreductase activity, acting on paired donors, with incorporation or reduction of molecular oxygen; heme binding; monooxygenase activity. The record is from RefSeq and is a predicted model, not a curated record. The transcript is spliced from 12 exons. The coding region runs from base 106 to 1662 and encodes 518 amino acids. Lineage: Eukaryota; Metazoa; Chordata; Actinopteri; Clupeiformes; Clupeidae.